This is a messenger RNA of Thrips palmi, 1523 nucleotides long. RefSeq names its product lipase 3-like. The record is from RefSeq and is a predicted model, not a curated record. NCBI's taxonomy places the organism in Eukaryota, Metazoa, Arthropoda, Insecta, Thysanoptera, Thripidae. The coding region runs from base 35 to 1369 and encodes 444 amino acids. The transcript is spliced from 9 exons.
UGCCAGGUGCCCGCCAGAUUCCCGCGAAGUCGAAAUGCCCAUCACGCCGACGGUGGCGGUGCUGGCCGCGGUGGUGCUCAGCGUGUGCCCGCAGCAGUCCGUCGGCCAGUUCGACUCGGCGGCUCUGGCAGAACAGUUCCGCGCCCAGCUGCUCACGGUGUUCACGGGCUCCGCUGGCGCGCGCAGUUCCCUGCACCGGCAACUGGCGGCCAUGCCGCGGCUAGGGCGCAGGUCUCCACCAGUGCCGGAGCCCCCGCCCGAAACGACGGCGCUGUGUCGACAGAGCGGCCACGCGAACUGCGAGCUCCACACAGUCCGCUCGGAGGAUGGCUACCUGCUCAAGGUGGUCCGCAUCCCCGCCGCGGCCGGCGCCGUCCCCGCCUUGCUGCUGCACGGCGACCUGGCCUCCUCCGACUCCUGGAUGAUGCGCAAGGACAAGUCCAACUUGGGAACGGUUCUCAACGCGGCCGGCUACGAUGUGUGGGUGGCCAACUUCCGGGGAAGCACCCAUGGACGCGGCCACGCCUCGCUCAACACCACCGACCCACGCUUCUGGAAUUUCAGCUGGCACGAGAUGGGCGUGUACGACAUACCCGCCUUCGUGGACUACAUCCUGGCGCACACCAAGGCCCCCACACUGCACCUCGUGGGCCACUCGAUGGCCUCGUCCGCUGCACUGGUGACGCUUUCCGUGCGGCCCGAGUACAACGCCAAGAUUCGCCUCGCCAGCUUCAUGUCCCCCUCCAUCCGCUUCCGUAGAGGCAUCAUUCGCGGCACGUCUGACCUCACCUUCCGAUUCUUUAGGAACAACGUGGAGGAUUUCUUGGGCCGCAACGACUUCGUGGAGAUCUGGCACCGCUCGGCGACGCUGCACGCCAUCGGGGACAUCUUCUGCAUGGACGACUCGCCACUCAUCGCCCUCUGCUACCGCAUGUUCGAGGAGGUGCUCGGCAAGAGCAGUCCGGACCAGCGACUACCGGACUACCUGGCCACCUUCGGUGCAUACCACCCGGCAGGAACCAGUUUCCGAUGUAUUGAACACUUCGGAGUCAUAAAUCUGGGACGGUUUCGUCCUUUCGGCAAGGGCGUGAACGACCCGAACCCGCCGGCUGACUACAAUCUGACGGCUGUCUCUGCCCCCGUGGCGCUCUACUACUCGACAACGGAUGGCCUCAUCGACCCCAAGGACGUAGACCGCUUGGCGCGGUUGCUUCCCAAGGUGCACGACAAGUACCUCGUCCCACACAAGCGCUUCAAUCACGUGGACUUCAUGUGGGCGAAGGACGCGCGCAGCCUCGUCUACAACAAGAUCUUGUCAAACAUGAAAGAGCUGGACUCAAAACUCUUGAACAAGAACGCCAUUGACUAAACGCCCUCUGCCGGACUGCGAUGAGAGCGGCUGUGUGCAUAUUUAUCCCGACUGAUGCAUUCAAAACGAACUAAUUUUACUGUAAAAGACCGUGGCUGUGAUUUACUGAAAAUGAACAUGCAAUUAGACCAUUGUAACUCUGUGAAAUAAAUUG